CGCACCCAAGUUCACAGAGCCGUCGGCCGUGUGUGCGGAGCUCGGAUAGGCUGUCCCGGUGUGUGUGUCUGCGUUACUCGUACUAUUGUUGUGCUUUGGAUGGACAGACCGACUUCUGAUUCACUUUAGGUCUUUUUCUCCGACCAGGACGGACUCAUUUAAACUUCUGAACUUUGUGAACAUCUCCCGGCUUUGUUUCCUCUCGAUCCCCGCUGAUUUAUGUUCAUGGCGCGGUCUAACCAAGAUGGACACGGCUGGAGACUAGAUAACGGCUUCACCCAUUUCAUCUAAAUGUGGACUUUAUUUAAUAAUCCGCUGAAAAACGUGUUUCUUAUCAACUGGAUGUAGCCGGACUGGGCAAUUUCCACCCCAGAGGUCACAUCCUAUAAUGAACAUUUUCCCUCUGAAGUUGCGCUGAACUUUUCCCACGACAUGUCGGGAGUGGUCCGCACCCUGAGCCGCUGCCUGCUCCCGGCCGAGGCCAGCCGGGACCCGGGCAGCAGCAAGGAGAGGAGCCGGGAGAGGGACGCGGCGCAGGAGCGGGAGGCGCGGCGCAGGAGCCGGGAGAUAGACGCGAUGCUCGCCCGGGAGAGGAGAGCCGUCCGGCGGCUGGUGAAGAUCCUGCUGCUCGGGGCCGGGGAGAGCGGAAAGUCGACAUUCCUCAAACAGAUGCGCAUCAUUAACGGGCAAGAGUUUGAUAAAAAAGCACUUCUGGAUUUCCGGGACACCAUCUAUGAGAAUAUACUGAAGGGCAUGCGCGUGCUGGUGGACGCCCGGGACAAGCUGGGCAUCGGCUGGCAGAGCUGCGAGAACGAGAAGCAGGGCAUGCUGGUGAUGUCGUGGGAGGGACGCGUGGGCGGCUCGGGGGUCGAGCCAAGCGAGUUUCAGCUGUACGUGACGGCGCUGAGCGCGCUGUGGGCUGACACCGGCAUACAGGAGGCCUACGCACGCCGCUCCGAGUUCCAGCUGAGUGAGUCAGUCAAAUACUUCCUGGAUAACUUGGAUCGCAUUGGUCAGCUGAACUACAUCCCAAGCAAGCAGGACAUUUUGUUUGCGAGGAAGGCGACUAAAGGCAUCGUCGAGCACGACUUUGUCAUCAAGAAGAUUCCUUUCAAGAUGGUGGACGUCGGCGGGCAGAGGUCCCAGAGGCAGAAGUGGUUUCAGUGUUUCGAUGGGAUCACGUCGAUACUCUUCAUGGUUUCGUCGUCAGAGUAUGAUCAGGUCUUGAUGGAGGAUCGAAGGACAAACCGUUUGGUGGAGAGCAUGAAUAUCUUUGAGACGAUCGUCAACAACAAGCUCUUCCUCAACGUGUCCAUCAUCCUCUUCCUCAACAAAACAGACCUGCUGGUGGAAAAGAUUCGCACUGUGGACAUCCGCAAGAACUUUCCCGAGUUCAGAGGAGACCCACGCCGGCUAGAGGAUGUACAGGCGUUCCUGGUGCAGUCGUUCAGCCGUAAGAGGAGAAACCGAGGGAAGCCGCUCUUCCACCACUUCACCACUGCGAUAGACACAGAAAACAUUCGUUUUGUCUUUCACGCCGUCAAGGACACCAUCCUGCAGGAAAACCUCAAAGAUAUCAUGCUGCAGUGACCUUCACGCUGCAGACGACAGCUUCCCUGACUGUAAAACUGUGAAACCAGCCAUGAAUCCAGGGCUGGAGGACACUCCGGCCCACGAGUGCAUAUUAACACUGACCUGUGGAGCAGCCAGUUGACCCACAGUGUGGCUUUAACUGAACCCUGAACCUGUGGAGCCAUGAAGAGACUCUGGACCCGUUGGCCUGCGUCGACCCCUGUGGAAACCCCUUGGGAGGGUCACAGAGGACGAGAUCCUGCAUUUAACCUGUAUAAAUGUGUGUAUGCUGGAAAGACAGCCACUUCUUGUAGCUCUCAAGCGUUUUAGAAGAGAAGAAAACAAAUUAGAGAAAAGCACCAACUACAUGACCUGAGCACUGAAAGUGUUUUUUUUUUUUUUCUCAGAUGUAUAUAUGACUCAUGACAACCCUGUCACUAAACCACGUCAGACUGCUGCCAGUUGAAAUGUAGCCGGAACGAGCUGCGUGAGCGAGAAACCGGAGGGACAGAGAGGAAAAAACAGAAAGUUUAGAGCGAGCAGAAGAAUGCCUCGUCCUAAUGUACACGUGACGGAGGCAGAGGGGUGGGGGUCUGGGCCCCCGUACUGGUCAUAUGCUGUGUUAUGUGAUAAGGUUGCACAAGUGUUCCUGUCAGUGAACUCUGGCAGAGGAGCGAGAUGAAGCUCUCUCAUGCUCCCUCUCCUCUCCUGUGCUGCGUCUCCAUCUUUACCUCUCCUCCGCCGCUUGUGUUUGUUCUCCUUCUCCGGCCGUCAAGCAGGAGAUGAACAGCUGCAGAUAACAAGUCUUAUCCCUCUUAAUCUGCCCUCUCCGGCACAAUACGCAGAUUGUUCGCCUCCUCCCUCCCCGGCAGGAGCAGGAGGCGGUCAAAUUAGAGACUCUCAGCUCCGAGUCCUGCGUGAUUUAUGGUUCAUCUCUAUCCCAGUGCCUUCUUCUGUUUCCCACCAACAUCCCAGUAGAAGGACCACAACAGCGUAGACUUAACUUGAGGCAUAUUCUAAGUAUCCCCUUUACAAGAAGGCUUUGGUGUACGGUUACGCUACUCGUUCCCGUUUUUUUGUCCUGUGAACGUGAAGGGAAAAGCAGAGAAUGACAGGGUUGAACUGUAAAUGACCUUAUUCCCAUGAUGCCGGUGGCCAUUUUGGACUUCUGUAGCAGUCAGGGUGGGAAGUCUACGAGGAAGGUUGGCGCAAAACACCGAAACCGUAGCACGUGACCAAAACGAGAGUGAAGAAAACCACAGGGAGGUUUCUACCGUAUGCAGAUGAUACACAAUGAAGUUAUUUCUCUUCACAGAGUCUGUGUUUCUACAUCUGGUCACCUUUGAGUUUUUUUAUCGCACUAAUACCAUAGAAGAAAAAGCUCUAGUGCUGCAACAAUGACUUGAUUAAUUGAUUAGUCAACUGACUUUGACUUUUGACUGAAUUUAUUGUCAUGAAUCAAAGAAACAUAUGGGACAGUUUGUUGUUAAUCCCCUGAUUUAUAUCAUUGAGAUUGAAUAUCAUAGGCAAAGCAAGUCAUUUGACACAUCACUUUUGGCUGUAGAACACUGUGUUCACUGUUUUCUGACAUUUUAAAGCUGCACUAGUGAAUAUUUCUAUGUGUUUAAUGUGAAAGGUGCAGUGUGAUGAACCUGCGGGGAGCUUCUUCCAGCUCGUCCUUGUUGUUUCACAGCUCGGUUCAUGCGAACAGCAGGCAGCCGUUUUGAGAAAAAAACACUUGUAUGAACCCAGUGUAGCACCAAACAGCAGCAACGGGUGAACAUAGGGGAGCAUCGAGCAGCUGAAGAGCCAGAUAUGUACCUCAGGAGGUGACUGAGACCAAACCAGAGCAAAAAGGGGAGUGAACUCUGGUGUUACAUUCAUGAGGUGACCAGACACAUGACUUUAGAUAAAUUAACACUUUCUAAUGCGCUCAUUAUAUCAACUUUACAAGGUGAUAAUACACUCAAUGGCCACUUUAUUAGGUACACAUGCUUGUUAAUGCAAAUAUGGGGUUUACAGAGAAAUGUGUGACACCACCCGGUAUUAGAUAUCAGCAGAUUUAAAGAUCAAGUGAUUAAUCAAUUAAUCAAACAAUAACCAACAGAUUGACCACUAGUUGCAGCCCUGUUUCAUGACUCCGUUUUCUGGUAGAAUAAAGAAAAUGUGCUGUUGCACUGAUUUAUGAAAGUGGUUAAACUGUGUCUAUCAUGUCCUGCUAUGUGAUUUUGAAGGGACGCCUGCCAGCCAAUCAGAAACAUGUAUUUUCAAAAUAUGCUAAAAUUUGAACCCUUUCUUCCGUUCUUCAAACCAGUUCUUGCAAAGAUCUGUUCAAAAGGAGAUGAGAGGAAAACGUUGACUUGAUUCCCAACAUUUGCAUGACGUGCAUUUUGGUACGCAGCGGCAGGACACAGCUGGGCUGCUCCUCCCUCACUCAGCGUUAAGUCCAAAUGGCCUCGAUGGGAAUGAGGCGCAUCACGAGCACUUCCACACGCCUUAUUACAAUACUGUACUAAACACUUUGUGCAUGUUCAUACGUCUUGUACAUACGUAGGAUACUGUAAGUAUUUGACUGACACUGUGUGUAAUGUGGUAACCUUACAAUACAGACACCGCUCUGCCUAACAGCGUCACUGUAACUGUAACGUUGCUGUAACAUUUGUCGUUAACUAACCUACCUUCUCCACUCACACAAGUUUUUUUUUGUUUGUUUUUUUGUAAGUUUCGUCAUUGCACUGGAUGUGUCUGAGAGAAAACAACCAGAAACGAAAAGGUCUGGGGGGGGGGGGCAACAAAUAAACAGACGGAUGGAGGCAGAGGAUGAAAAGAGGGAGGUCUUCUGCUUUUGUUUUUUGUUUCCCAGUGCCUUGGCUCUGUGCUCUGUGGUGAAAUACACUGCCGUUUGCUGACA
Messenger RNA from Chelmon rostratus (copperband butterflyfish), 4483 nucleotides. RefSeq names its product guanine nucleotide binding protein (G protein) alpha 12a (gene gna12a). Lineage: Eukaryota; Metazoa; Chordata; Actinopteri; Chaetodontiformes; Chaetodontidae. Gene Ontology annotation, molecular function: GTPase activity; guanyl nucleotide binding; D5 dopamine receptor binding. Gene Ontology annotation, biological process: adenylate cyclase-modulating G protein-coupled receptor signaling pathway; Rho protein signal transduction. The record is from RefSeq and is a predicted model, not a curated record. Bases 433 to 1590 code for a protein of 385 amino acids. The transcript has 6 exons. Gene Ontology annotation, cellular component: brush border membrane; heterotrimeric G-protein complex.